Cylindrotheca closterium is the source of this 1695-nucleotide messenger RNA. NCBI's taxonomy places the organism in Eukaryota, Bacillariophyta, Bacillariophyceae, Bacillariales, Bacillariaceae. The record is from the annotation of a GenBank genome assembly.
AUGUAUGUAUAUUAUAGCAAUAUGAAGCAACCAUGCAUUGAUAGUACCUUUUACAUCUUGCUUAUUGGGGUUGCUGCUACACAAAAUACUCUUGCCUGGACGACUUUACCCUCCACCAGCAAGAACCUUCCUCAUCGUUGCGCCCAAUCCCAACGAUGGAGCUACAACAAGAAUCCAGACGACAACAAUGAAAUGGACGAGGCAGAUUUAAAUAUCUUUUCCAUGGGUGAUUUAUUUCGAGAUGGUAGUUUUGAUCCUGAUGGUAGUUUCGAUGCGGAUGAUUUUCAAGACAUUGCGUCGUCGUUGUCGUCGUCGUCGUCGUCGUCGUCGUCGUCGUCGUCCAAUAAUCUUGACGACAACAACAACAACAACGAAAUGGACGAGGCAAAUUUAAACCUCUUUUCCAUGGGCGAUUUGUUUACAGAUUUCAAUGAUGAUGCUGCUGAUGCUACUACUGCUACUACUGCUACUAGUAGUACUACUACUAGUUUUGAUGAAGAAACAAUGUCGUCUCUGUCAUCGUCAUUGUCGUCCAGUACGAAUACGAAUCCUUAUAAUGCCAACAACAACAACAACAACAACAACAACAACAACAACAACAACAACAACAACAACAACAACAACAACAACAACAACAACAACAAUGAUGAUGACAUAGUGGACAUAGUGGACAAUCCAGGAUCCCUGCAGCGACUGGCCCGAGGAUCGGACAAUACCGUGUGGGCCAAUUCCAUCAACCUGAGGAAGGAGCGAUCUUCGUAUGGUCAACUUGACGCCGAAACUCUGGCCAAGAUGCAAGAAAUUGCCGAACAAGAAGAAGCCAUGAAAGAAAAGACGAAUAAUGAUGGCAACAACAACAACAGCAACAACAACAAUUACAACAACAAGAAUGAUUACGAAUCAUCAGCAUCAGCAUCAGCAUUGCAACAACAAGACGAAGUGCGGAAUGCUGAAUUGGAGGAAAUCAUGGGAGAAGAUUAUCAAGAUCUUUCCUUCUUUUUAAGUGAAGACGAUUACAUGAGAGCUUCCAGGUCCAUCAAAGCGGAUGGUUCCCUGCCCGAGUACAUUUUUGAAGAAUCUACUAUUGAUGAUAUUUUUGGUAAUACUAGUAAGGAGACGAAGAAGCAGCAGCAGCAGCAGCCUGCUGCUGCUAGACCCAAUAAUAUGGCAAACUCAAGAGCAAACGGAGCACUAUCGUCAAACGCAAAAUUUGAUAAUGAUGACGACGACGACGACGAUGACGACGAAACGAGCAUGCGCGAAUUGAUGAACAUGCUGAAACAAAAAGAAUCGAUACCCGAAACAGAUGACAAAUUGCAAGCCAAGGAGAUUCGAGAUCGAGUCUUUAGUCAAGAAGAAACCUUUGCCAGUCAGCACGUCGAUUCAGACGAAUACAAAUUGUACGAAGAAGCCAUUACCACUGGACUACUGAACAAGGACCAAGGUGGUGAUGGUGGUGGUGGAGACGAGGUAGAUCAGGCAUUGGAAGGGCUCCAAGAAAUGAUCAAUCAAAAGUACAGCACUGGUCGCGACGCACAACCACAGCAACUACCUGCAAAGAGUGAGGAUGAUUACAUUAGUACUAGUGCUACUACUACUACUACUACUAGUAGUAGUAGUAGUAGUACUACUACUACUGAGGGAAAUCUGGAGGAGGAUGGUGAGGAGGAGGACGAGGCAUCAUCUUUGUCAUGA